AUGUCUCAAGAUUUAUCCAAGACUAUUGCUGAGUCGUUCAAACAGUUUCAGUCAGACUUUGAAAUACAAUAUGUUGACAAAUCUGCCGAGAAUGACCACGAGGUCAGCGAAGAGCCCCCCACGAAGAAGAAAACUACGAGCUUAGAAGAAGCUGUGACAAAGCUGGCUGACUCAACCGGGGCUCAAAAUAUGCCUUCUAAUGAAGGAAAAUUUGAGGUACUUAACAGCUUGAAACAAGAGCUGAAGAAAGAGGAGACGGGCCCAAGUGUAAACACAGAGCUGGCGAAUGUAGUGAAUGCCAUGCUCAAAGAAGGGCUGCCUGAAGAGAAACUUCAGGAAAAGUUGAACAAGUAUCACAGACUAGAGAACUGUGAAUUCUUGACAAAAGUACGAGUCAAUCAACCAGUAUGGGACCACCUUACUCCAACAGUCCGGUCCCAAGAUGUUAGACUGCAAAAGGUGCAGACAUCCAUCUUCAAAGGAAUGUGCGCGUUGACAAAUAUGAUCGACAAACUCCUUGAGCACUUGUCUUCACUCCCAGCGGGAAACGACCUUCUUCAAAAGUCAACAAAUGCACUUACAUUGUUCGCUAAUGCAAACAGUGAACUCAAUCAAAGACGAAGGGAAUUUAUUAAACCGGAUUUACACGAGGAAUAUAAACAUCUUUGCUCCUCGUCGGUUCCGAUCACUGACCAAUUGUUCGGCAAUGAUCUCCCGAAACAAGUGAAAGAAUUGACCGAGGUCAAUCGAGUGGGAAAGAAAGUCUCCACACACAGUGGUCGAUCAACGAACAAGCCUGAUUAUCACAGGCACAACUCUUACACACAUAGCCGCGGACGCUCAGGAAACCAACAUUACAGGAAGCCUUUUUUAGGCUCGUGGAAAAACGACCACAAACAUCCUCCGAACUUCAAGAGGAAGAAGGAGGGGAAGUCAAAAUGAAUCAGACUGCUAACAACGUUGAGGUAAGAAAUGUGUCAGAGCAACCUAUUAAAAUUACAGGUGGAAGACUGAAACAAUUUACCUCUCAGUGGCAAUGCAUAACCUCAGAUCCUUUCAUACAUAAUAGUCUGAAAAAUUAUAAAAUUGAGUUUGAAAAUGGAGAGCCAAUGCAGUUUAUGCCACCAAAAGAAAUAAAUUUUACAAAACCAGAGCAGGAGGUCAUUGACAAUGAAAUUGAUAAACUGCUGACCAAAGGUGUGAUUUCAGAAACCACACACAUUGUAUAUUUCUACUAUAUUCAUACGCCCUAA
Molecule: messenger RNA, 1253 nt
Organism: Pocillopora meandrina
Lineage: Eukaryota; Metazoa; Cnidaria; Anthozoa; Scleractinia; Pocilloporidae
Source: the annotation of a GenBank genome assembly